AUGGACGACAUCCUCAGCUUCCACGCAACUGAGACUACUGUAGACGAUCCCGAGUUCGUCAAAGUUUACGAGGACCAUGACCUCCCUCUGACGUCCCAACAGCUAACUACUCAGGACGUUGUAUUUGUACUUGGCGUUGAGGUCUGUGAUUGUGGUACACGUUUGCGGUACCCGACAAAAGAGAUCCAUACUGCUGUUACUUGGCCCUUGACAACCCCAGUCACUUAUCGGCAAGCAUUGGGAUUCCUUGGUAGCCUCCUCCAAGAAGCUGACCUUCUUCCUUACCACAUCCUGCCGUGUAAGAAUCUUCUCACCGGUCUUGUCAGCAAAUGCCGGUCCAAGUUUGAUCACGGAUGGGAUCAGGCCAUCCCGGCUGAUGUCUUGAACCUCCUCUCUCAGUGGCAAGAACUACUCAAAUCAUCUACGCUGACUACUAUCCCGCGUCGAGUCGAUUUACUUACUCCUCUGGACAUCUAUGCCGAUGCCAGCAAGACUAUGCUUGCUUACACCAUCGAACAGAGCGGUGAUCCAGUCUUCCGUGGCCAGUUGCCUCUCACCAAGUCCCAAAAG
Messenger RNA from Perkinsus marinus ATCC 50983, 570 nucleotides. RefSeq lists its product as hypothetical. The annotation marks the transcript as partial. The transcript has a single exon. The record is from RefSeq and is a predicted model, not a curated record. Lineage: Eukaryota; Perkinsozoa; Perkinsida; Perkinsidae.